AGGGCCUGGUCAUACAGGGGGUAAAACAUUCAAGAACUGAAGUGGUUAAUAUGUGAUAGCAAAAUAUUUAGAUGUUUACAUCCUAUGCUCAAUUAAUCUGAAUAGCCUUUUUUUCUGCUCAGCAAUUGCGCCAUGAAAACCUGGUAAACCUAUUGGAAGUUUGCAAGAAAAAGAAACGUUGGUAUUUAGUCUUUGAAUUUGUGGAUCGGACAGUGCUUGAUGACCUUGAACAGUUUCCCAGUGGAUUGGACUUCAACCGAGUACGAAAGUAUAUGUUUCAGAUUAUCAGAGGAAUUGGAUUUUGCCACAGUCACAAUAUCAUCCAUCGGGGACAUAAAGCCAGAAAACAUAUUAGUGUCCCAUUCUGGAGUGGUAAAAUUGUGUGAUUUUGGAUUUGCUCGUACAUUGGCUGCCCCAGGUGAGGUUUACACAGAUUAUGUAGCCACACGAUGGUACAGAGCACCGGAGCUUUUGGUUGGGGACAUCAAAUACGGCAAAGCUGUUGAUAUAUGGGCAAUUGGCUGCUUGGUAACAGAAAUGCUGACUGGGGAACCACUUUUUCCUGGAGACUCGGAUAUUGAUCAGUUAUACCAUAUCAUUAAAUGCCAAGGUAACCUGACGCCACGACUUCAGGAUCUCUUCUAUAAGAACCCAUUAUUCGCUGGAGUAACCUUGCCAGAAAUUAAAGAGAUUGAACCUCUUGAAAGAAGAUAUCCUAAGCUUUCUUCUGUCAUAUUAGAUUUAGCCAAGAAUUGUUUACACAUUGACCCAGACAAGAGGCCACCCUGUGUCACCUUGCUGCAGCAUGACCUGUUUAAGAAGGAUGGCUUCACUGAGAGGUUCUCUCAGGAAAUCAGUGCAAAAGUCCAGAAGCUUUCCAAAGACAUUCAGCCACAAACUAAGAAAACCAAAAAUGUUAAGAAAGAAAAAGAUGAUUACCCAGGUGAAAAGAAAGCCCUGGCACUACAGGAUUUCAAUAUUGAUCACAAAGUGAAGGAUACUAAACCUUUAAAGGUGAAGAUCAUUAAAAUGGACUCCGAAAAGACUGAGAAGACUGAUGGGGCGUCUAAUACCAGUGGUUUAUUUACUGGUACUACCAAUCAGGGAAGGGCAGUACCUUAUGUCACACUAAAAGAGUCAACAACAGCCUAGAUAACCAUAAAAGCCCAGCUGGGAUGAUUCCUCCAAUAAACUACAAUCUCACUGCCAUUUCUCCGCAUCAGCUGUCUUCCAAUGCCACUGCAUCAUCUGGCUCAUUAUCUGCUCCAGCCAUGUUAGUUUUAGGGGAGAAGAAAAGAGUAAAAUGUAUGUAAGCAGUUUCAAACUAAAUGGAGGAAGACCUUCCCAAGGAACUACUUAUAAUCCAAACAUUUCAAGUCUGGUUGCCAAUGAAAAGAGCCUUCUUCAACUAAACAAGAAAAAAUGGGACUUUUCAAGAGCAGAUGUGAGGCUACCAGAGCUGAGCUAUGGUCAUUUACCAGAACUUAAAGGCACAGAGGGAUAUAAUUUCUAUAGUGUUCGCAGUUCAAAGUUGGGAAAGAAAGAGAACAAGACAAUCACUGACUCCCGCAUCCCUUCUCUUGCUACAGUUGAUACUCAUAAUUCAAACACAGCCUUACCACAGUUUUCAGGCAAUGUAUUACCUGACACACUGGAUAUCACAGAAGCAAAUUUUCCACCAGUAGAACAUUAA
This is a messenger RNA of Staurois parvus, 1693 nucleotides long. Lineage: Eukaryota; Metazoa; Chordata; Amphibia; Anura; Ranidae. The record is from the annotation of a GenBank genome assembly.